UCCAGCACAUUCUUGUUUUAAUAGCUAACUAAAGCUAGCAGGCCAGUCUCCGUGUGCUGCUAUUAGCAACACCGAGUCAGUCUCUGUUUAGAUCCGGUCCAGACGGUUCCGGCCUUUCAUACAGAACCGGUUCUGACCGAGACCUGCGCUGACAGCAGAGGCUACAGAUAGCGCUGUUAGCGUCGGUAGCUAACUUUAGCUCUACUCUAGUAGCAGAGUCAAAACAGAACUAACAGGAGCUAGCUGAAGCUAACGACAACAUGGCGACAGAAGAGAAGAAACCGGAGACCGAAAACAUCAAACAGCCUUCAUCGUCCUCAGGAUCCGGUACUAAGUCCAACCCGACCAAACCGAACUACACAGUGAAGUUCACGCUGGCCGGACACACGAAGGCCGUCUCCUCCGUCAAGUUCAGCCCCAACGGAGAGUGGCUCGCCAGCUCCUCUGCAGAUAAGCUGAUAAAGAUUUGGGGAGCGUUUGACGGAAAGUUUGAGAAAUCCAUCGUUGGACACAAGCUGGGGAUCUCUGAUGUCUCUUGGUCCUCAGACUCCAACCUGCUGGUUUCUGCCUCUGACGACAAAACGCUUAAGAUCUGGGACAACAACUCUGGGAAGUGUCUGAAGACUCUGAAGGGACACAGUAACUACGUCUUCUGCUGUAACUUCAACCCUCAGUCCAACCUGGUGGUGUCCGGAUCGUUUGACGAGAGCGUUCGGAUCUGGGACGUCAAGACGGGAAAAUGUCUGAAGACGCUGCCGGCUCACUCUGACCCGGUCUCCGCUGUUCACUUCAACAGAGACGGAUCACUCAUCGUCUCCAGCAGCUACGACGGCCUCUGUCGUAUCUGGGACACAGCAUCAGGACAGUGUCUGAAGACUCUGAUUGACGACGACAAUCCUCCGGUUUCUUUUGUCAAGUUUUCUCCGAAUGGAAAAUACAUCCUUGCUGCUACACUGGACAACACGCUGAAGCUCUGGGACUACAGCAAAGGAAAGUGUUUGAAGACGUACACUGGCCAUAAGAACGAGAAGUACUGCAUCUUCGCCAACUUCUCGGUCACAGGAGGGAAAUGGAUCGUUUCGGGCUCUGAGGACAGCAUGGUUUACAUCUGGAACCUUCAGACAAAAGAGAUAGUUCAGAAACUACAAGGACACACAGACGUGGUGAUCUCCACUGCCUGCCAUCCAACAGAAAACAUCAUCGCUUCAGCGGCCCUGGAAAACGACAAAACCAUCAAACUGUGGAAGAGUGACUGUUAGACUGAAGGAGACCCUGGGCUGGACUCAGGUCCAGAACCUGAACUGCCUGGGACUGGAUUCGGGUCCAGAACCUGAACUUUCUGGAACUGUCCUUUUUUAACUCUGUGUGUCAGUCACACAAGGAGAAUCCACGUAAACUCAGAAUCAAUUCGAUCUUGUUGCACGUGAACACACAGAGCCAUGAACACACCGUCAGAACAGGUCCCCCCAAGACCUGGUUUCACACCACAAACCUACUCAGUCUACUCACACUGUGCAGGUUACAAUCACUCGUUUCUGAGGGAGGUUUCUUUUUAAAAGAGCGUUUGGAGGGCGAGUUCACUGUUUUCUGACCAGAUCUUAUUAAACUUAUGAUUUUAGUCUCGGCUGAUCCAGGUCUAAGUGAUCCUGAACCCGACUGUUAUCUGUUUGUGUUAGUUUGGUUAGCUGUCACUUAGUUGCUUCCUCCCUUUCACAUUAAAAGAAUUCCAGUAGUAUUAAAAUCAUUUCCCUUCUCUGUCAGAGUUUUAUUAUCACACAAAGAUAUUUUUUUGUUAUUGGAUCGAAUUAUUUUUAAAAAAUAAUGAACAAUUUAAAAAGUUCAAGGAGAUCAAGGAAAAAUGUGCAUAAUUUAAAACAAUCCAGAAGCAAAUGACAGACGAGCCCAGACUCUGAAAUGUGAAUCUGACAGCAGCUCAUAUUCUCAUUUUUUAAUGAAUGUUUACUUUUUUUGCACAUUAAACAUCUGGCAGGUCCAAUCCAACCUUAUGAUGGCCCAACUUUGGCCUGCAAGCCGUACGUUGGGCAGCCGUCAUGAAAUCCACCAGAUCUAAUAAGAUUCCACCAAGUUACAGUUAGAAACCUCAGAAACACGUUCAUUCAACUGAGAGCAGAAAGAAGAUAAUAAACAGGAUGUUCAAACCGAGAUCACCUGAUGAUGUCACUCUGACAUCAUUUUCUCCUCCGCAGACACACAACAGGUAGACCAGGACCAGGACCAGGACCUGUUUCAACAAAAAAAACAGUGAACUUGCCCUUUA
Chelmon rostratus (copperband butterflyfish) is the source of this 2278-nucleotide messenger RNA. Its product is annotated as WD repeat-containing protein 5-like. Gene Ontology annotation, molecular function: histone binding. Lineage: Eukaryota; Metazoa; Chordata; Actinopteri; Chaetodontiformes; Chaetodontidae. Gene Ontology annotation, cellular component: Set1C/COMPASS complex. The transcript is spliced from 13 exons. The coding region runs from base 261 to 1259 and encodes 332 amino acids. The record is from RefSeq and is a predicted model, not a curated record.